Messenger RNA from Hydractinia symbiolongicarpus, 2654 nucleotides. Its product is annotated as phosphatidylinositol-glycan biosynthesis class W protein-like. NCBI's taxonomy places the organism in Eukaryota, Metazoa, Cnidaria, Hydrozoa, Anthoathecata, Hydractiniidae. Gene Ontology annotation, biological process: GPI anchor biosynthetic process; regulation of ARF protein signal transduction; protein localization to plasma membrane. The record is from RefSeq and is a predicted model, not a curated record. The transcript has a single exon. Gene Ontology annotation, cellular component: membrane; endoplasmic reticulum. Gene Ontology annotation, molecular function: glucosaminyl-phosphatidylinositol O-acyltransferase activity; guanyl-nucleotide exchange factor activity. Bases 261 to 1691 code for a protein of 476 amino acids.
AUUGCAAAUAAUAAGAAAGAUAACAUCGAUUUCCAUGUGAGAUGAAUUGAUAUUGCUCAGCAAGACAAACAUUUUGUGGAAUUAGGGUAGCAAUAAAUGGCUCAGCUUGUUACUUAUUUCUCAGAAUUGGGUGAGUCUUUGCCUUAGCAAGGGCGAUGACUCUCCCCUAAUUGAUAAGCGUGUGGUGGUAAGAAUUUUUGACUGUCAUCUCUGGAAAAAUAUCAAAUAUUUACAUAUGUUGCUAUUGUAUAUUUAGAAUAAUGGAUGAGAAAAUAUCUAAAGAAAAGACUGCCUUUGUUUCAAAUACAUUUGGCACAACAAUACCAGAAGUAUUUCAAGUUGCUGCAACUCCAGUGCUAAGUUGCAUGUUAUACGCUUUAAUAAAAUGCAAGUUUGGAUUGUCUCGAAGUGGAAGAUGGUAUAAAGACUGCCUUCUGUUUCUAAUAGAGAAUUUCCUGAUAGUUUUUACAGGAUUUUUUUCUGUGACUUUAUUAUCUGACUAUGUGUUGCAAUUAAACUUAGCUUUGCUUUUUCUUAAUACAAUUGCACUGCAUAGCCAUAUCAGAAAUAAGAUGUCUUUCAAACAGUUUAUUUAUCUAUGUCACCAUAUCAACCCAGUAGAAAACAUGUAUCUGACCAAUUAUAAAGCGUUGAUGCAUAUUUGCACUGCUAUAUGUGUACUGGCGGUUGAUUUUAACAUAUUUCCUCGAAGAUUUGCAAAAGCAGAGGUGUAUGGAGUCGGUGUUAUGGACAUGGCUGUGGGUUCAUACAUAUUUAGCAAUGCACUAACAUCCACACAGGCCCGUGUUAGAUUAAAUUGUGCUUUACCAUUUUCCGAUGUUACAAAAAAUUUGAAGAAUUCUUUGAUAUUGGUUUGUUGUGGAGCAAUGCGUGUUUUAUUCAUAAAAGGAAGUAAUUACCAAGAGCAUGUGAAUGAGUAUGGCGUUCACUGGAACUUUUUUUUUACUUUAGCUUUAAUCAAGCCACUGGCUACAUUUAUAUUAUAUUUACUGCCAUGGUAUCAGAAGCAGCUGGGUUAUUUGUCUUUAUCGGUAAUCAUAGUAACAUUAUAUCAAAUCUGUUUAUCAAGAUUUGGAUUAACUGAUGUUAUACAAGAUGGGUUACAAGGUGAUAAGUCCAGAGCAUCCUUUAUUGAUGCAAACCGUGAAGGAUUGUUUUCUUGCAUCGGUUAUUUGAGUUUAUAUUUCUGUGGAUUGUUUUUUGGUAGACAAAUCUUCAAGGCCAAGUUACCUUUGGUCAAUAAAAUAUUUUGGUUAUUUUUGUGGUUUCUUUCAAUGUUGGUAGUACUAAAUGCAAGCUUAUACUUUGUUUCCCCAAUAUCUCGACAAAUGGCAAAUUUAUCGUACUUCUUGGUGCAAGUGGCUUGUAAUUGUUUUCUUCUCAUUGGAUUCAUGCUGAUUGAUUUGUUUUGUGAACUCUUGGAUAGAUUUAACGAAAAGAAAAACAAUAACAAAUCGAAUAUAUUUUAUUCUAGUUUAUCAGUUCUAUGCAGAGCGAUAAAUCGUAAUCUUUUAUUAUAUUUCAUAUUGUGCAAUGUUCUUACUGGCAUUGUAAAUUUCAUGUUUGAUACUAUAAACUGCUCUAAUCUCAUGGCAGUAAUUAUCAAUCUUUUUUAUUUAUUAGGAUUAAAUUUAGUAAUUUGGAUAAUAUUUAUUUUUCAACUGUCAUAAAGAGUUUAUUAAAGCUUACAUCCUAGGAAAUAUGUUCAAAAUAUCAAACCGAAUAGGUGAAUUAUAAAUAUACAUUACCACGUACAUUGAUAAGCCAUUAAAACAGCACCUCAUUCUUUCUAAUACAUGAUGUCAAGCAUUAAUUAGCAUAAUUAGCAAAAAUCAUUAUUGAGAACUGAUCAAGAUUUUUUUUAAAAAAUAAAAAGAUUCAUAGACAACCUUGUACAUGUUAAAGAGCAAACUUGUUUUGUUGCAGGAGGUAAGAUUUAAUGAAAAUGUUUGUAUUCAGAUGUGCAUUUUAAGAAGAAAAUUGUGUCAUUGUUAACAUGUGGUCUUCUUGUAAGGCCCUUCAAAGCCAUUGUUAUGUGCGAGAAAAAAUACUGUAAAUGACAUGUUGAAACGCCCAGAUAUUUAAAAAAAGAAUUUUGACUUUUGGCAUUUAUUCAGACCAGGCAAUUAUUUGGAAGGAGCAUAUGUUCUAAACAUGUUGGACGUUCUUCUAAUAAUUCUUAAUUUAUAAUGAAUCAUUAUGACAAAUUUCCCACCUAUUGAAUUGAGGUACUGAAGUGAAAUAAGUUAUGUACAAACACUUUUAGCUAGAGUAUAAGGAAAAUAACUGAACAGUAUUCAUUAUCAGAUUGAGUAAGGUUGGUUAGUAGCUACAGUUUUUAUUGUUUUCAAGUCACACGUUUCGAAUAAAAGUAUAUGUGGACACUCAUUUAUUGUGAAGGUAUAGCCUGGACAUUUAAGCAUUAACUGUGUCUGGUUUAUCUGUAACAGGCAAAGUCGAUUAUAUUUUUUAAAUUGCCUUUAAAACAUUCUAUAAAACAUCCCCUAAAACUAUAUUCUGUAUUUUAUAAAACUUUUAUUUUCAUUUUAAAUGAGUUCGCUGGGAAUUGUAUUGUAUGCUAAUAUACUGUUAUGGGUUUUUUAUACCACAAGAAAUGUAAAUGCUUAACUUCA